This is a messenger RNA of Stylonychia lemnae, 741 nucleotides long. The record is from the annotation of a GenBank genome assembly. Lineage: Eukaryota; Ciliophora; Spirotrichea; Sporadotrichida; Oxytrichidae.
AUGAGAGCGACAAAAGCUAAUGAAACUUAUUAGAGAAAUACUUAUUUGAGUGAUCCUCCUGAUUAUAAGCUAGAUGAUGAUGAGGAAGAGGAAUUUGAUUUAGAUGAGAGACUAAAGGAAGAAAACCAGUAUAAGUAUCAUGAGAAUCUCUCUCAUUAUGAUCCAAAGGGAUAGCCGUAUUCUUACUUUUAUAUCACUGUGAUGGGUUAAAUUGACUUUGGAGAGUUUUAAUACUUAGAUGGGCUCCAACUCCAUUAUCACUUUGUAAAGGGAGAAGAUUGGAAUAUUGCUAAUGGCACUCUAUUUCAGACGGGUUAGUUCGCAUUCAAAGGAUAGGGGAGAGGUCUUAGUAGAAUGAUUUGGAAUUUGCCCUUUGAAAUUACUUUUAGAACUAUGACUCCCUUUGGUUGGCCUCAGUUAGUAGUUUACUGUACUACAAAAGAAUCAGAUGGAUCAGACACAGUUAAAGCCUUUGGAAGUAUUCACGUUCCAAUAUCUCCAGGAAUUCAUAAGAAAAUCAUCAGAAUGUUUUCACCAAUCACUACAAAUAGUUUCACAGAGUUUAUUGGAUGGUUUAGAGAAGGAGGAGGAGUUUAAAUAGAUUAACCAGAACUCAUUGCAUUUGCUGAAGGAAGGGAAGUCUCAAGAGUUAAAGCAGGUGGUAAAGUUACAGUAAACAUGUAAGUUACCUAAAGGAAUAUGGAAAGGCAUGGCUAUAUUACUACAAAUAACAAAAAAUGA